Paramecium sonneborni is the source of this 578-nucleotide messenger RNA. Lineage: Eukaryota; Ciliophora; Oligohymenophorea; Peniculida; Parameciidae. The record is from the annotation of a GenBank genome assembly.
GUAAAAUAUUUAUGAAAGGAGCAAUGGAUGAUACUUAAGAAAAAUAGUAAGGAGACCCAGAAUUAAAUAAUGAAGAAAAACACAUUUUAGAAUAAAAAUGUAUAAUGCAUUUAAAAUAUUGAUAAGAGCAAAUAUUGAAUAACAGUGGUGUAUUAGCUGCUUAUGAAUAUUUUUUGAGAAGACUUUGUAAAGAUGGAUUUCCAAGUGGAAAUGUUUAUGAAUAUGCAGCUUAAGCUGUUUUAAAAUAUGAAAAAAAGAAAUAAGCAGAACAGUUUCGACAACAGACAAUGGCAAAAUCUUUAGCAGAACUCUAAUUAAGUAGGAUAUUAUAUAAUAAAUUAAGAUGAAAAACUUAAGGCUUAGAUUCAAGCUAGUAAAAAUGAUGGUAAAGCUGAUCAAAAAAACGAUAAAAAUGAUAAAAAUAAAUCACCUCAAAAGGGUAAUAAAGAUUAAAAGGAAAAAAAUCCAAAAGAUCAAAAUUAAGGGAAAAACGAUAAGAAAGACACAAAAGCAUAAGGUAUUUUAUUAUUAUUAACUUUAUAAAGAGAAAACAGAUCCUAAAUAAAAAAAGAAAUGAG